AGGAUUGGGUUAAGACAUGAGAGUGGUAGCGUAAAUACGAAACAGAAGAGAGCAGAGAAGAAUGAGUGAAUCGGGAAGGAAGAAGGAAGUGAGAGAGUAAGAAUGUGGUUAACAGCGAAGCCCGUGCGACAUCUAUGUUUCCCAAUCCCAUUCUCAAUCCCAAACAAGUGCAAUUGCAUUUGCAGCUUAUCCAUAACAGCAGCAACCAACCCCAACGCCAACACGGGAAUUGAUACUAGUCUCACUCAAUCUCACACUCCCAAGCCCAAGCCCAAGCCCAAGCCCAAGCCCAAGCCCAAGCCCAAUCCUACCGUGAAGAAGAGGAAGAGGUAUCGAAAGCUGUACCCCGGAGAGACCACCGGCAUCGCCGAAGAGAUGAGGUUCGUCGCCAUGAGACUCCGAAACGGCGACGUUUCACAAGACCAGCCACAUUCCAACACCUGGCAGGCCUCCCUGGAAGGCUUCCUCUCUUACCUCGUUGACAGCCACCUCAUUUUCGCUACUCUCCAACGCAUCGUCGACGAAUCCGAAAACGUUUCUUAUGCAUACAUGAGGAAAACUGGGUUGGAAAGAUCAGAAGGGCUUUUGAAGGAUGUCAAAUGGUUGGAGCAAGAAGGAUAUGAGAUUCCGAAUCCCAGUUCUUCAGGGCUAACAUAUGCCAAAUAUUUGGAGGAACUUGCAGAGAUAAGCGCACCCAUGUUUCUCUCCCAUUUUUACAAUAUCUACUUUUCUCAUAUAGUUGCUGGUCAGUUCAUUGCAAAGAAGGUUUCUGAAAAUCUCUUGGAGGGUAAGGAGCUGGAGUUUUACAGAUGGGAAGGAGAUGUACCUGAAUUGUUGAAAGGUGUUCGUGAUAAGCUGAACAUGCUUUCAGAGCAUUGGUCUCGAGAUGAAAAGAAUAGAUGUUUAAAAGAAACUACAAAGGCAUUCCGGUUUAUGGGACAGAUUGUUCGUCUAAUUGUUUCGUAAACAGACAUUUGGUUCGCUUUUUCUUUUCUUGACAGCAAUGCCUUGGUGCUGCCUGGCCCAGGUGCCAUAAAUCUGUGAUGGAUUUGCACAUUCUUAUUGAUAAGGAUUUAAGAGCAUAGCACGUGGAGAAAGACUCUAAUUUAUAGAGGUCGGCGUAGCAUAGAGGGAACUACUUCAGGCUCGUGAAUUCCGAAAUAAUCAUCACCAAUAUGAUUCAGUACUCCUCUAUAAUGAAGUUUUCCUUCGUAAUGUGGCCACUAUUUCCUACUUGCACUUUAUUAUGUGCCAAAUAUUAGUUAAUACUUUUGAUAUCAAUGCUUGAAGCCUCUGUAAUUAAAAUACUCAAGUUAUGAAAGUUCCAUUUUAGACUUUCA
This is a messenger RNA of Cajanus cajan (pigeon pea), 1340 nucleotides long. RefSeq names its product putative inactive heme oxygenase 2, chloroplastic. NCBI's taxonomy places the organism in Eukaryota, Viridiplantae, Streptophyta, Magnoliopsida, Fabales, Fabaceae. Gene Ontology annotation, biological process: phytochromobilin biosynthetic process; heme oxidation. Gene Ontology annotation, molecular function: heme oxygenase (decyclizing) activity. The record is from RefSeq and is a predicted model, not a curated record.